AUGGCAAAGAAGGUCAAGGCUCGUCUGGUGCAUGCGCGCCUCGUGUCCAUGGCAAUGACUGGUUUCUUCUACACUUUCAAGCGACCUAGAACCGCACCCAUGAUGAGCAUGCUGAAAUACGACCCCAUCGGUACGAUCAUGCGGCUCACUGUGUCCAAGUCUCCUAACUAA
Molecule: messenger RNA, 171 nt
Organism: Fusarium sp. VM40
Lineage: Eukaryota; Fungi; Ascomycota; Sordariomycetes; Hypocreales; Nectriaceae
Source: the annotation of a GenBank genome assembly